GCCGUUUCCGUAGCCUGUGCUGCUGGUGCCCUGGUGCAAACAGCUCUCGCACAAAUCAUUGAUCCUGACCGAAUAACGCCAAACCCGGGCACAUACAUGGAGGAUUACCGCUGAAACCGAACCGGAGGGGGCUGUUCCGCGCUUGUGAGACGACUGCUUGUGGACACAGAGCUCGGUACCUGCUCCGGAUCAUGCGAGCGCUGCAAAGAAACAUUUUGACUGUGCGUAAUUUCGGCUAAAGCGCUAGCAGCUACCCCCGGUUUAUGUUAGCGUCCUGCCCGAUCCGUUCCCCCCGAUCUAAAGCUUCGAAAGAGCGAGGAAAAUGAAAAAGUUUAACAUCAGGAAGGUGCUGGACGGACUGACAGCGGCGUCCUCUUCAUCCGCCUCCUCCUCCGCUCAGCCCGGGACACCCAGAGACAGCGAGCCGGUCCAGGAGACCCUCCAGUCCGAACAUUUUCAGCUGUGCAAGACGGUGCGUCAUGGCUUCCCAAACCAGCCGGCGUCGAUGGCGUUUGACCCGGUGCAGAAGAUCCUGGCCGUGGGGACCCAGAGCGGAGCUCUCAGGCUCUUCGGUCGAGCUGGAGUGGAGUGUUAUUGCCAACACGAGAGCGGAGCAGCCGUCAUCCAGCUGCAGUUCCUCAUCAACGAGGGGGCGCUGGUGAGUGCCUUAGCUGAUGACAGUCUUCAUCUGUGGAACCUGAGACAGAAGAUCCCCGCUGUGCUCCACUCGCUCAAGUUCAACAGAGAAAGAAUCACGUACUGCCACCUGCCGUUCCAGAGUAAGUGGCUGUACAUCGGGACAGAGAGAGGAAACAUCCACAUCGUGAACGUGGAGUCUUUUACACUCUCAGGCUACGUCAUCAUGUGGAACAAAGCCAUCGAACUAUCCACCAAGACGCAUCCAGGGCCUGUCGUCCACAUCAGUGACAACCCCAUGGAUGAAGGAAAGUUGCUGAUUGGGUUUGAGUGUGGGGUCGUGGUGCUGUGGGACCUGAAGUCUAAAAAAGCAGAUUAUCGAUAUAAUUAUGACGAGGCCAUUCACUCCGUGGCCUGGCAUCACGAGGGGAAACAGUUCGUCUGCAGUCACUCUGAUGGGACUCUGACCACAUGGAACGUACGAGCUCCAGCCAAACCCACUCAGAUCAUCACCCCACACGGGAAACAGCCCAAAGACGGUAAGAAGCCUGAGCCGUGCAGACCCAUCCUCAAAGUGGAGUACAAGACGACGCGAGCCGGUGACCCGUUCAUGGUGCUGUCUGGGGGCUUGUCCUAUGAGACGGUGGGCAGGAGGAGAGCCUGUCUCACUGUGAUGCACGGGAAAAGCACCACAGUCCUGGAGAUGGACACGCCCAUAGUGGACUUCCUCACACUCUGUGAAACACCCUAUCCUAAUGACUUCCAGGAGCCGUACGCUGUGGUGGUUCUUUUGGAGAAGGAUCUGGUCGUCAUAGACCUGGGACAGAUCGGAUACCCGGCCUUUGAGAACCCGUACCCCUUCACCGUUCACGAGUCUCCAGUGACCUGCUGUGAAUACUUCGCUGACUGUCCGGCAGAACUCAUCCCAGCGCUGUACUCUGUGGGCACCAGGCAGAAGAGGCAGGGCUACAGCAAAAAGGAGUGGCCCCUCAGUGGAGGAAACUGGGGUCAGGGGGCUCAGAGCUACCCAGAAAUUAUCAUCACAGGGCACGCUGAUGGGACGAUAAAGUUUUGGGACGCUUCUGCGUUAAUGCUGCAGGUUUUGUACAAGCUGAAAACUGCCAAAGUGUUUGAGCGAGCGCGGGUGAAAGAGGAGAAGGGGAGCGCAGACACCGUGGACGAGGACCCCUUCGCUGUUCAGACUCUGAGCUGGUGUCCUGAGAGCAGGCUGCUGUGUGUGGCAGGAGUCUCCGCUCAUGUGAUCGUCUACAGAUUCAGCAAACAGGAGGUCACCACAGAUGAAGUACAGUUGUUGGAGGUGCGUAUGCAGAGUGACUUCCCAGACUGUGCUGUGGACUCUCCAGACCCAGGGGGGGACCAGUCUCCUCCUCUGCCCCAGAACACUGCACCCUCCAGCCCCCAGCAGGAGAGCCAAGACCCCCCUGCACCUCCAGGAGUCAACUCCACCGACGCAGGGCCCAGGGACAACAUAGCCUGUCUACAGGUGCGUUCGUCUCCUCUGAAGCAGUCUGCGGGGUACCAGGUGGAGCUGGUGGUGCAGCUGGUCUGGGUGAAUGGAGAGCCCCCUCAGCCCAUCACCAGCCUGGGCAUCAACUCCUCCUACGGCCUUGUGGUGUUUGGGAACAGCAGUGGUCUGGCUGUGGUGGACUUUGUGCAGAAGACGCUGCUCCUGAACCUGGGCACAGCCGACCUGUACAGCCCCUGUGAGCCCCGCCAGCCCCGCUCCCCCAGGAAGACCAGACAGCCCUCUGCAGCUCUGUGUGAUUCCAACGAUGGGUCAAAUCCAUCUGAGGAGCGCUGCAAGUCUCCCACGUCAGGCUCCACCUCUCCCUGUAACUCAGAUGACGACCGCAAACAGAAUUUCAUUGAGAAGGUGAAGUUCAAAAGCAGGAGGUUUUCCAGGACCGUUGCCAAUGACUUUGCAAAGAUGUCUCGGAAAAUUAGCUCCUCUAAUGACCAUGCAGACAAGAAACGCAGUGUCACCACUAGGGGGAGCUUUAAGGUUGAUAAAGUCUCUCCCACGAGCCAGCACAGGAAGACGCUCUCUAGAGCUGUUUCUGUUCCCAACAAUGCGAAGGACAACUCUUUCAGCCGGUCACGCAGCUCCAGCGUCACCAGUAUUGAUCGGGAGUCCAGAGAGGCAGUUUGUGCGUUUGUGUUCUGUGAGAGUUACGGCCGGAAAGGGGAGAGUUCCCUGGGGCCCUGCCUGCUGGUGGGCACCACACAGGGGGCAGUCAUGAUGCUGUCUCUGGGUGUGCCCUCUGUGCCCGAGCAGAGACUACAGCAGCCUCUGACCGUCUCCUCCUGUGGGACCAUCUCCCAGCUCAAAGGAGGCAUCCUCACCAUGGCUCUUCUGGAUGCGAGCGGCACUCUGCUGUCCCCUGCCUAUGAGUCCUGGUACGACCCCAACGCCUCAGACGAGGAGAAGGAGAGGAUAAAGAAGCGUCGCCCGCCGUCGCCGCCUGGCUCUCUGGAGGGGCAGGACAGUCAGUUCUUGGUGUUGUGUUCAGAGAAACAGGCUAAAGUCCUGGCUCUGCCCUCUCAGACACGACUCUACAAACACAGUAUCACAGAGGCCUCCUUCGUGCUGCGCGCCGACGUGGUCAAUAUGGGCGGAGCCAUCUGCCUCAUGUGCUUCUGCGCCAACGGGCACAUCAUGGCCCUCAGUCUGCCAAGCCUGCGCCCCCUGCUGGACGUGAACUACCUUCCUCUCACAGACAUGAGGAUCGCGCGGACCUUCUGCUUCUCAAACCUGGGCCAGGCUCUGUACCUGACGUCUCCCACCGAGGUCCAGAGACUGACCUACAGCCAAGAGACCUGUGACAACCUGCAGGAAAUGCUGAGUGAGCUGUUUACUCCAGUGGAGACUCCAGAGGCUCCAAACAGAGGCUUCUUUAAAGGGCUGUUUGGAGGCGGAGCUCAGUCCCUGGACCGAGAAGACCUCUUUGGAGAGACAGCAGCAGGUAAAGCUUCCCGUACCCUGGCUCAGCACAUCCCAGGCCCGGGCAGCAUGGAGGGCAUGAAGGGCGCGGCCUCGGGGGUGGUGGGGGACCUGGCGCGUGCCCGGAUCGCUCUGGACGAGAGGGGGCAAAAACUGUCCGAGCUCGAGGAGAGGACGGCCGCCAUGAUGGCCAGCGCGGACUCCUUCUCCAAACAUGCCCACGAUAUGAUGCUGAAAUACAAAGAUAAGAAGUGGUACCAGCUCUGAUCCGACGCGUGUGGAGCAAAGGACUCUGGGAAAUCACGCACACUCCACCAUCACCGGACGCUUUUUAUUUUUCAGCAAAACGACUUCUUUUAUUUUAUUAUUUUUUUAUUUCAAUGAUUAUCCCGCCUCUGCUUUACCUCAAGUCUCCAGAGGACGACAGCAGAGUCCACACCGGCCAACGCAACCAACGCAACAAACACAGCGCUACAGAACGCAACUGCAAAGUUUAACGACCAAGUAAAACACAGGAAGUACUACUCAUGCAUUAACUGUUAUAUAUUUAAUUGGUGCCGCUUUAUAAUAUUUACACCUUAGUUACCCUUAAUAAAGCUUAACAAAGACUUAAUGAAUAAAGAAGAAAUAGUU
Messenger RNA from Boleophthalmus pectinirostris (great blue-spotted mudskipper), 4231 nucleotides. RefSeq names its product syntaxin binding protein 5b (tomosyn) (gene stxbp5b). The record is from RefSeq and is a predicted model, not a curated record. Gene Ontology annotation, cellular component: SNARE complex; plasma membrane; cytoplasm. The transcript is spliced from 29 exons. Bases 323 to 3865 code for a protein of 1180 amino acids. Gene Ontology annotation, biological process: regulation of exocytosis; regulation of protein secretion. NCBI's taxonomy places the organism in Eukaryota, Metazoa, Chordata, Actinopteri, Gobiiformes, Gobiidae. Gene Ontology annotation, molecular function: myosin II binding; syntaxin binding; GTPase activator activity.